AUGCUAGACUCGACCUCACGUUUCGCCGAGUAUUCACUCGUCGGCAAUGGUGACAUACCUGUAUCCGUCGCGGCGGGCUGGAUCGGACUGAUCUGGUACUGCGUGGUGCUUCUUGUAUGCGCGCUGGGGUAUUUCCAAAUCUGGAGGUACUUUUUGCGCCAGCCAGAGCAGUCGCCAUUAGCGAAUUCUCCAGAUGCUCCCCAUGUGACUGCCAUUCGCCCCGUCAAAGGCCUCGAGCCCCAUCUCUACGAUUGUCUCGCGGCCACUUUUCGACAGGACUACCCUCGCGAUAAGCUGUCGAUAUGUCUCUGUGUGUCUACACGCGACGACCCCGCUUACCCGGUCUUGUGCCAGCUUGUGGAGGAUUUCCCUGAGGCUGAUGCGCGCGUAUACGUGGAAGAGGAGGACCCGUUGCUGCAGCAGUACGGUCGCGAUGCUGACUCCCUUGGGCCGAACCCGAAAAUUCGAAACAUGAGCCGAGCGUACAGGGAAGCCAAGGGCGAUCUUAUUUGGACAAUUGACUGCAAUGUUUGGGUCAGCAAGGGCGUAUGUGGCCGUAUGGUCAAUAAGCUAUGCGGUACUGCGCCAUCGUCUACGCGGAAGUACAAAUUUGUCCACCAUUUGCCUGUCGCCGUGGAUGUGACAGGGGAGGCCAUUCUACAUCAAGAACGGCAGAUACUAAUGAAUACCUCCCGGGAGGAUUCUGUUCCCAGUCAUGCGCUCUCUGUCGACCGUCCGGAGGACUCGCUUGCAAGCACGAUUGCUACGGGGGGCGGUCGCUUGGAGGAGCUUUUCCUUUCCUCUGCACAUGCAAAAAUGUAUACUGCAAUCAACACGGUGCUCGUUGCACCAUGUAUUGUUGACUAUCUUACUGCGCCAUCUUCGACAAACCCGCAUCCUCGACACCCCGGAAUUGACUUCUUCUCCGAUAAUAUUUGUGAAGACCAUCUGAUUGGAGACCUUCUGUGGCGUAAAAAGGUGCGCGAGGAGGAAGAGCUCGGGGAACGCUGGGGUAAACACGCUAUGGUCUUUGGAGACUUGGCUAUCCAGCCCGUGGCGAACAUGCAGCUGCGCGCAUACAUCGCUCGCCGAGUGCGGUGGUUGCGUGUUCGCAAGUUCACUGUCCUUCUGGCGACGCUUGUUGAACCUGGAACCGAGUCGUUUGUCUGCUCUAUUUACGGUGCGUAUGGCGUAACAACGGCAUUGGCACCGUACCGAGAGCACAAGGGAUUCAGCUUCGCGUCGAGUCUCCAGUCUUGGACAGCAUUUUUCUCAUUGUUUGCGCUCAGCAUUGCGCUCUGGAUUUUGGUUGAUUGGACAUUAUACAUUAUCCUCCAUUCCGGCAGAGCGAUCGAGGUUGACAAAGACACUCCUCCUUUCGCGAGGCUCACGCGCACUGAUCCUUCUCAUAUCACUCGCAGGCCAUUUGUGCAGUGGCUCUCUGCAUGGCUGGGACGCGAAUUGCUCGCACUUCCCAUUUGGCUCUCGGCUGUCUACGGCGGCGUAACGGUCGUGUGGCGAGACCGGCAAUUCAAAGUUGGUUUCGAUGCCAAAGUUCGGGAAAUCAACCCCGAUGGUUCUGUGCCUUCAGGAGGAUCUUACUCAACUGGCUCUGUCGUCGACUGGUUUCCCCUGUCGCCAAAAUCCAGCGAGGAUAAACACAGCAAACCCCGCCGUGAUUAA
Molecule: messenger RNA, 1683 nt
Organism: Penicillium chermesinum
Lineage: Eukaryota; Fungi; Ascomycota; Eurotiomycetes; Eurotiales; Aspergillaceae
Product: putative ceramide glucosyltransferase
Exons: 3
Coding region: 1-1683 (560 amino acids)
Biological process (GO): glucosylceramide biosynthetic process
Cellular component (GO): membrane
Molecular function (GO): ceramide glucosyltransferase activity
Source: RefSeq, a predicted model, not a curated record